Molecule: messenger RNA, 870 nt
Organism: Henningerozyma blattae CBS 6284
Lineage: Eukaryota; Fungi; Ascomycota; Saccharomycetes; Saccharomycetales; Saccharomycetaceae
Exons: 1
Coding region: 1-870 (289 amino acids)
Source: RefSeq, a predicted model, not a curated record
AUGUCCGGUCUGGAAGAUGCUGGCGAUAACACGACGCAAAUGAAGAAAUCUCCUCUGAGAUCUAAGGGCACUGUUUCAAAACCCAAACAUAACAGCAAGGCGUUCAAGAUCUCAAAUAGUAUCAUCACAAAGCAAGAUAUACAACCCAUCACUAUCAAAAUUACCCCUUCGUUACCUCCUUCCCCUGUGAAUUCCACAAGUCCCGAAGAAAACAACGGGGCACCCUCAACCACAACCAUACUUGACACAAAGACUAUAGAACAAGAUAUGCUUUUUACUCCAAUAACUGACCAAGAGGACGAUGAUGAUAUCGAUGAUAUUCUAUCACCUAUUCAUGCCCAACUACCUGUUUUCACUAAACCAUCAAAUCUCCCUACAAUAAACACACCUGCAUCUACUACUCUUAAUUCAAAUUACCUAGCACAUGGAACUGCCACAGAUGAUACAGAUUUUCUGCUUAGCAAUAAGGAUUUCUGGAAAACUGUAGAUUUGGCACCUGAUACGGUUGUCGUAGAUAAUGAUGCGCCGAGUCUACAUUUCAAAAAAGAAACGCGCUCAAAUAAUAAUACUACAACUACUAUUAAUAUUCAAAACAAUAGUUCGCUAACAACUAUUAUUACACAGGAUAAUUCACCGAAAAAUGCAGAGAUUUCGAUUGAUGAUUUCUUAACUACAGAAAAUACGGUUCAUUUGACUAAAGAUAAUAGUCAGUUGAUGGAGAAACAAAGAAGGAGAAAGAACAUAUAUAAUUUUGCAGGCUCAAAAAAAAACAUGGCAGGAAAAUUCACUUUCAGAAACUCCAUUAGAAGGAAGUCUGGUGUGUGGGAAAUGGUCUCAACUGGUAUUGGGAUCAACGAAUUCAUGAUUUGA